CAUUCUCCAUAAACAUAUACUGUAGAAGUCUCUUGUGAGUUGUGAUAGCCCUCUGUUACUCCAAAGAGCCUUCUAUGUCUCCCUUCACACUCAUGAUGCUAACUAAAAGGCGAUCCAUUCUCCUGCUCUUGGCUUUUCUGUUAGUGCAACCAUGCAUACUUCACUUGUCUCACUCUUCCAACAACUUUACAGAUCAAUCAGCUCUCAUUGCCUUCAAAUCUGAAAUCAGUUUUCAUCCAAAUGAUACUAUCUUCUCUGCUGGUAACUGGUCCACAACAACAAACUUCUGUGAGUGGUUUGGGGUCUCUUGCAGCCGACGCAGACAAAGAGUCACAGCCUUGAACCUUUCCUAUGUGGAUCUUCACGGCACCAUUUCCCCUCAUAUUGGCAACCUCUCCUUCCUGGUCUCACUUGAUCUUCAAAACAACAGCUUCUCCGGUUUUCUGCCACAUGAGAUUGGUAAUCUACACCGCUUGAGGGAACUUCGGUUGUCAAACAACCUAUUGGAAGGUAGUAUUCCUCCGACUCUACAUAAUUGCCAGAAGCUUGUAGUUUUAUUUCUUGAUGGAAACAAAUUAAAUGGUAGCAUACCUAAAGAUUUAGGCAUGUUACCAAGGGUUCGCGUAAUAGAGCUUAGUCAAAACAAACUUAUGGGUACAAUUCCAUCGUCCCUCGGCAAUAUGUCGUCAUUAGAGUUCUUGGAUUUGAGUUACAAUAGCCUCACCGGUGCAUUUCCUCUUCUCAUCUUUAACUUGUCUUCUCUAAUAAAGAGUAUUGAUAUUACAGAAAAUAACCUCUCAGGAACCCUUCCAAUGGAUCUUUGUAGCUGUUGUCCUAAUCUUCAAGGACUGUAUAUUUCCUACAACAAAUUCAGCGGUAAGCUCCCCUCACAGUUUAAUAACUGCAGAGAGCUUUUAGAAUUAUCUCUAUCAUACAAUAUGGUUGAUGGAAGUAUUUCAAAAGGUUUUGGGAGUUUAAAAAAGGUUGAACUCCUCUAUCUUGGAGGUAACAACUUAAUUGGAAACAUUCCUCCUAUCAUAAGCAAUUUAUCGAUGUUACAAGGGUUUUAUGCUGAAGAAAACAACAUUAAAGGAAGCAUGCCAAGUGAUUUAUGGUGUCUCCACAAUCUGAAGGAAUUGAAUAUUUAUUUUAAUGAUCUCACUGGGACAAUACCUCAAAAUAUUUUCAACAUUACCUCUCUACAAAUGCUCAACUUGAUGGGUAAUUCCUUGUCUGGAAAUCUUUCAUUUGAUACUAGGAUCCCUUGCCCUAAUCUUGGAAGCUUGUUUCUUGAUGGCAACAACAUUAGCGGUCGUAUCCCAUCAUAUCUUUCAAAUUGUUCCAACCUCGUCGAAGUAGAUUUAUCUGUAAAUUUACUCUCUGGGCCUAUACCUAGAAGCCUUGGAAGCUUAAAAUAUCUCAAAAUCUUGGGUCUAUUUGAUAAUCAACUAACAGAGGAGUCUGGGCAUCAAGAGCAUAGUUUUCUUACAUCUUUAACCAGUUGCACAUCUUUAGAGGAGCUACUUAUUUCCAACAAUCCCUUGAAUAUUACCAUUCCGGAAACCAUUGGAAAUUUUUCGGCUUCACUUAAAAUCAUUGAUGCAAGUCAAAGCCAAACAAAGGGUAAAAUUCCAAUGGGAAUCGGUUCCUUGAAAAAUUUGACCUGGCUUGAUUUGAGCUAUAACAAUUUGUCUGGAAAUUUACCGUCAACGUUAGGGGGAUUAGAGGAAUUGCAAAGGUUGCAUCUUAGAGACAAUAAUAUUAGAGGAAACAUUCCAGAAGAGCUUUGUCAACUAAUCAAGCUGGGAGAACUAUUUCUCUCAAAUAACAAAAUUUCUGGAUCCAUCCCGAAUUGCAUUGGAAACCUCAAUCUUUUGCAGAGAUUAAACUUGAGUUAUAACAAAUUGACAUCAUCAAUCCCAUUGAAUGUGUGGAAUCUUGAAAAUAUGUUGUUCUUGGAUUUAUCAUCAAAUUCCCUCUAUGGAUCUUUAUCUCCAAACAUGAAAACACUCAAAGCUAUUGAGUACUUGAAUUUAUCUCAUAACCAAAUUACUGGAAAAGUUCCAAGUAUCAUUGGUGCUUUUGAAAGUCUUAGUAAUCUUGAUUUGUCAAAGAAUUCAUUUCAAGGAGACAUUCCAGAUUCUUUUGGGCAGUUGAAAGGAAUGGAUCUACUGGACCUCUCUAAUAAUAAUCUCUUAGGUGCAAUUCCUAAGUCUCUGGAGGCACUUCGGUUUCUCAAGUAUUUGAAUUUGUCAUUCAAUAAGUUAUCAGGAGAGAUACCAUCUGGUGGACCUUUUGCAAACUUCAAGGCAAAAUCAUUUUUAGGUAAUGAAGCACUUUGUGGGAAUUCAAUUUUUGGAGUUCCACCUUGCAUGAGUCCAAGUUCUAAAGGAGCAAGGAUGAAACAACUUUUGCUCAAAUAUUUUAUUCCUAGCAUUGCAUCAAUUAUAAUCUUUGCAAUGCUUGUCAUUAUGCUAAGAAGACAUCCACAAUAUAACAUGCAAAUUCCAAGUUCACUUUUCACAUUACCUACAGUGGAUUGGAGAAUGAUAUCGUAUCAAGAACUUUGUCGUGGGACAAACAACUUUUGUGAAAGCAACUUGCUUGGAAUUGGAGGGUUUGGUACUGUGUACAAAGGGAUACUGUCCGAUGGGACUAUUGUUGCUGUAAAAGUUCUAAACCUGCAUUUGGAGGAUGCUUUUAAAAGUUUUGAUGCUGAAUGCAAGGUGUUAAGGGCAUUACGACAUAGGAAUCUGGUUAAAGUCAUUAGUGUAUGCUCCAGUCCCCAGUUUAAAGCUUUGGUGUUGCAGUACAUGUCAAAUUAUAGCCUUGAAAAGUGGAUAUACUCUCACAACUACUGCUUGAAUCUUGUUCAAAGAGUAGGCAUUAUGGUUGAUGUUGCAUCGGCAUUAGAUUAUCUCCAUAAUGGUCAAUUAGAAUCCGUGGUGCAUUGUGAUUUGAAGCCUAGCAAUAUUCUUUUGGAUGAGGACAUGGUUGCACAUGUUGGAGACUUUGGCAUUGCAAAGAUUUUAGCUGAAAACAAGGACGCAACCCAAACCAGAACCAUUGGUACAAUUGGCUACAUCGCACCAGAGUAUGGUUCUGAAGGGAGAGUAUCCACCAAAUGUGACAUUUAUAGUUAUGGGAUAAUAUUGUUGGAGAUGAUCACAAGAAAAAAACCUACCGAUGAAAUGUUUGUUGGAGAACUAGGUAUGAGGCAAUGGAUUGCUUCACUUCCUGACAGAAUGGAAGUUGUGGACGAUGGUUUGCUUAGUAUUGAAGAUGGAAGAGAUGUAACUGUCAUGCAAACUAUCCUUUCAUCUAUCUUGGAAUUAGGCUUGAGGUGUUCUGAAGAAUUACCAGAUGAAAGACUUGAAAUCAAGGACGUGGUGGCCAAGGUUAACAAAAUCAGAUUGGCACUACUUGGAAACAGAAAUAGGGGUGUCUGAUAUUUACGCUAUUGCUCAAGUUUUUUUUUAAGAAUUUUUGGUCAUGGGAUCUUACACAGGUAAUUUCCUCUGAAACCUUUUGUUGCCAUAUAGGUAAAUUCCUCUCAUUUGCUCUCACAAUGUUUCUUACUAGUUAGUUCUAUACAACUUAUAACCGUUUUAUCUUCCUUUGUUUGUUUUUGUCUUCUCUAUUUUCUUCUUGUGUUUCUUAAUAUGCUGUGUGAUUCCAUGGUAGUUGGCAUGGUCAUCUGUGGGUCCUUGUGAACGUUUUUUAGUUUUAAUUGACCAUACUUGACAAGUAUCCUUUAGUAUAUAUAUAAAAAGAUUACAAUAUGAAAAUAAUACUUGAACUAAAUGGGUGAUCUAGUCAUCUUUGGUUCCCUGCAAACAUUGUUUAGUUAGUUAGAUGAUUUCUUAAGCAUUAGCCGAUAGGAUUUAGACACUUGUCAACCAUCUUGAGGCUACCAAUGCCAAACAACUAGUAUAAGUAGUAAAAUGUAAACUCUUUGUUAAUUAGUUUUGGUAAUUGAAUGAAUAGUUAGCCUUUGUGUGUUAUUUGGAACUAAGUGUUCUUGCAGAGGUACUUAUCCACCUAUCAAUGUGUUCUAAGUAACUCAGCCCUUUCAUUGCUUCUAAACCAUACACAAAUAGCCCAUCACAUUCCCUACAUAAAGAACGAACAAAAACACUUGGGACUUUUGGUGAUCUGUUAUCUGAGCAGUUUGUUCGACAUGGUAGGUGUUGCAUAUGCUGAUUUAUGUUCUUUAUUUUGCUGUUGAUAAUUUUUUUUCCUUUUAUAUUUUUUGUUUCCUUGGGAGUAUGAAUUGGAAGCCUUUAAAAGCUUCUGACUUGUCAUUUUCACAAAGCUAAUGAUAUUACAUUACUUUUAAUUAUCAAUGUAAUCACCACUACUACUACUUUCAGAUUUCAUAUAUUUUUCUUUCCAAACCUUCAAUUCUUUUGUUUCAAUGCAAACUAUGCUUUCCUGAUAUGUUAAACUCUUGACAUUUGCAUUUUGCAUGUGUUUUAUUUUCAAAAGAUUAUUUGUUGUUGGUAGUCAAUACUGGUUUAGCAUACCUUAGCUUAACUUGAUCCACUUUCACACAGUAUUUGUAUGGUUCUUCUAUAUUUUAUGGCAACAUGCUGAAACUAAAAUACUUACUGGGUUCCCAUAAGACCAAUUCCUAUCCCCUUCCAACCCCCUCCCCUUGCCGCGGGCCUUCCCUGGGUUAGGUGAGAUGCUAAAAACCCUCUACAUCGGAAUGAAGACACGUUCAAAUUAUUAGUAGCAGCUCACUGUAAUUCAUAUCUUCUUACUCAUUAUCUAAUUCUCAUUUGUAUCAAAAAAUAAUUUUAAAUUUGAAUAGAUAUCAAUAUUAUGAAGAUCAUUGCCAUCACCAUUUCUAGUACCUGCUACAAAAUUUGCAACACCAAAACCAUUACUUAAACCAAUUGUCAAUUUGAAAUCCUAGUUGUCCUCAAAGCUUAAACUAGUGGAAAAGGGUAAUCUAUUAUGGUAUUAAAGUGAGUAGUCUUGAUUUUGAACCAUGUCCCACUCUAAACCUCCCAUUAUAUUAAAUAUUUUGGCCCUACGUAUUAAGGGAAAGUUUAAACCCACACUUGAGGGGUAGUGUUAGAAUAAGGGUUAAAUUAUUAAACUCAAUCAUUUGUUAUCAACUUAAACUUUUUUAAUUUGUAGGCAUUUGUCACUUAUCUUCAACGCUAUAGUUAUUUAUGAAAAAAAACUCUAACAUGGGAGGUUAGUAUCAAUUUCUGAUAAUGCAAAGAUCUCUAUACAAUAUUACUUUGGAGAAUGGUGAGUGCAACCCUCUCUUUUCUUAAAUUAAAAAAUAAAUAAAUAAAAGAAGAAGAAGAUAAAAGGAAUAAAUUAUGUUAUGAAUAUAAUUUCAUUUAUGUUAGGUUCUCUAAGUUGAUGGUCAAUGUAAUCAUUUUCUGACUCCUAUUUUGUCUAUUUUGCUAUUUUCUACUUACUAUUUGAGUUUGUGUAGGUGGCAUACCCUUGCCAAUAUUUUCUGAGUGGUGGCUAGCCAAAGAAAAGUUCUCUUUCAUUGAUUCAUUUAUUCUCUCUUCAUUUCCUGG
Quercus lobata is the source of this 5549-nucleotide messenger RNA. RefSeq names its product probable LRR receptor-like serine/threonine-protein kinase At3g47570. Bases 75 to 3449 code for a protein of 1124 amino acids. Gene Ontology annotation, biological process: protein phosphorylation. The transcript has 3 exons. Gene Ontology annotation, molecular function: protein kinase activity; ATP binding; protein binding. The record is from RefSeq and is a predicted model, not a curated record. NCBI's taxonomy places the organism in Eukaryota, Viridiplantae, Streptophyta, Magnoliopsida, Fagales, Fagaceae.